Molecule: messenger RNA, 2706 nt
Organism: Poeciliopsis prolifica (blackstripe livebearer)
Lineage: Eukaryota; Metazoa; Chordata; Actinopteri; Cyprinodontiformes; Poeciliidae
Product: E3 ubiquitin-protein ligase RNF130-like
Source: RefSeq, a predicted model, not a curated record
GGAGACAAAACCAGCCGGAGACACGGAGAAGACCUGGAAGACGUCCGGGAGAGGGACAGACAUCACCUGGAGAGACCUAGAGACACCUGGAGACACCUGGAGACGUUUUAAGGUUCCAUGUAACCGGACCGGCAGACAUGGACCUGCACCGUUGGACCUGCUUCCCAAUCCUUGGCGUCCUCAUGCUGGUUCUGGUGCAGGUCGUGGUCCAGGCCCGCUCUGCGGCAGCGGGACGCGCUGACAGGAACUCCAUCGAGGACGCCACGGUGAACGCCACCGUCAUGGACCGAGGGUCCCCCGUCCACACGAUGAGCAGCGAGGACGGGACGUACGGCCAGGACUCUCCCAAGAUGGACGCCCGGGGCAUCGUCCUCACGCCGGCGCCGCAUCGUGGAGUGGUGGACCGGCAGGGCUGCGACCCGAACACCCGCUUCCUGCUUCCGCCACGCAGCGUCCACUGGGUGGCGCUGCUGCAGCGAGGGAACUGCACCUUCAGGGAGAAGAUCCUGAAGGCCGCCGCCUACAACGCCACGGGUCUGGUCUACAACAACUCCACCGACAAGACCGUCAAGAUGGGCCACGAAGGUACAGGCGACAUCGUCGCGGUGAUGAUCACAGAGGCGUACGGGAAGGAGAUCCGCCACCUGGAUCGGAACCUGACGGUACUGGCCUCUCUGGGCUUCCGUAGUCCCAGCAGGAACCUGAACCGCGGAUCGCUCGUCUUCGUCUCCGUCUCCUUCAUCGUCCUCAUGAUCAUCUCCUCCGCCUGGCUCGUCUUCUACUUCAUCCAGAAGAUCCGCUACGGCGCCGGCCGCCACCGCAGCCAGCGUCGCCUAGGAGACGCAGCCAAGAAAGCCAUCGGGAAGCUGACGACGAGGACAGUGAAGAAAGGAGACAAGGAAACGGACCCGGACUUCAACCACUGUGCCGUGUGCAUCGAGGCGUACCAGCUGAACGACAUAGUCCGGAUUCUGCCCUGCAAACAUGUCUUCCAUAAGGUGUGUGUGGAUCCUUGGCUGAAUGAACACUGCACCUGUCCCAUGUGCAAACUCAACAUCCUCAAAGCCCUGGGCAUCAUGACCAGUCUGCCCUGUGUGGACGCUGUGGUUCUGGAUGUGGACCGACUGGGUGACGGUCAGACAUCCGGCAGCCAGAGGGCACCGCUGAGCGACCAGAACCAGCCGUCCAUCAGCCUGGAGCCGCUCAGCCCCACCCAUGCUGAGACCGCGCCCAGAACGCCCGCCGACAUCACCGUGGCCGUAACCAGUGGAGGUCACUUCUUCAACAGGCGCUCCGCGUCUCCUCGGAGCAUCGCCUGUGAGGUGGAGCUGCCGGACAUGCAGGCGUCGCUCCAUCUCCACGACGACAACAAGUCCUGAGACCGGUCGCCAUGGUUACAGCCGCACGCCAACACCGAUCCCCCUGCCGGCGGCGGCGGCGGCGUCCUGCCAGGGGGGUUCUUGUUGGAGAGCGACCGCCUUCAGCCACUGAAAGACUUUACUGACAUUCCCAACAAUCCCAAGUUUCAAACUCUGGUCCUGUUCCUUUAAAGCUCCUCUCCUGUUUCUGGAUCAGAACCGCCCGGCCUCACUUCUCAGUGUCUGUGGAAAUGACCAGGAUGUAAAACGUUCAGGGUCCCACAUGUUCUAGAUGCUAAAGAACUGAAAAGCCAAAACGUUCCGGUAAAGACGCUGGGAAUGUUUUCUUGUGCCUGAAGAGAUUUGUGUCUCCUGCUAAAAGGUUCUAACUUCCAGAAAUGCUUCCUUAUGCUGAGCCUCGGUUCUGAAAAUGAUGCUGUUUUUUCUGGAUCAGUAACUCAAGACCUGACCAGUUUCUACAAACCUUUAAUCAAGGAAUCAGCAGAUCAGGAACGUCUGAAACCUUCCUUUGGGGCGGAGCUCUGCCUGCUGGAGGGGCGGAGCUCUGCCUGCUGGAGGGGCGGAGCUCUGCCUGCCGGAGGGGCGGAGCUCUGCCUGCCGGAGGGGCGGAGCUCUGCCUGCCGGAGGGGCGGAGCUCUGUCUGCCGGAGGGGCGGAGCUCUGCCUGCCGGAGGGGCGGAGCUCUGCCUGCUGGAGGGGCGGAGCUCUGCCUGCUGGAGGGGCGGAGCUCUGCCUGCCGGAGGGGCGGAGCUCUGUCCUGGAGGGGCGGAGCUCUGCCUGCUGGAGGGGCGGAGCUCUGUGUGCUGGAGGGGCGGAGCUCUGCCUGCCGGAGGGGAGGAGCUCUGUCCUGGAGGGGCGGAGCUCUGCCUGCUGGAGGGGCGGAGCUCUGUGUGCUGGAGGGGCGGAGCUCUGUGUGCUGGAGGGGCGGAGCUCUGUGUGCUGGAGGGGCGGAGCUCUGCUGGAGAUUGGGGCUUCAGGGACCGUAUUCCUUCCUGUUCUAAAACAUUUCUGGUGUUCUAGCAGGAAAUCCCGGUGAGGACGCUCCCUUCAGGGACGGACUGCUGCUUUCAAGUGUAUUCUGAAUUACUCAGCGUGUAUUAAUACUUAUAAUCAGUAUAUAAACAGCAUUAAAGAAUCUAUAAUCCGAUUGAUUCAGCAGUAAUAAGUGACCUGAAAAUGUCCGGAGACACCGAGGUGCUGUCCACAUCUCUCUGUCUGUCCCUGUCUGUCUCUGAUGAUGAUGGUGAUGAUGGGGGUCCUCUGUGUGUUUACUGCUGCAGCAUCACGUCUGAUUAAACGUCAUUAAAGCGUCUGCUGCAUUCACUGCA